Molecule: messenger RNA, 2268 nt
Organism: Lacerta agilis (Sand lizard)
Lineage: Eukaryota; Metazoa; Chordata; Lepidosauria; Squamata; Lacertidae
Gene: AVL9
Product: AVL9 cell migration associated
Exons: 16
Coding region: 17-1984 (655 amino acids)
Cellular component (GO): cytoplasm
Source: RefSeq, a predicted model, not a curated record
GCUCCCGGGCUCCUUCAUGGAGCGAAGGGGGAGCUCCAAGGGCGACCUGCACCCCCGAGGCGGAGGCGGCGGAGGCUCCAGGGGUCCCGUGCUGCACAUCGCGGUGGUCGGCUUCCACCACAAGAAGGGCUGCCAGGUUGAGUUCUCUUACCCUCCCCUAAUCCCAGGAGAAGGCCACGACAAUCCCAGUUUGCCAGAAGAAUGGAAAUACUUGCCUUUCCUAGCAUUGCCGGAUGGUGCUCACAACUAUCAAGAAGACACUGUGUUUUUUCACUUGCCACCAAGAAGCGGAGAUCGAAGUACGGUGUAUGGUGUCUCAUGCUACAGACAGAUUGAAGCUAAGGCCUUGAAAGUACGGCAAGCAGAUAUCACCCGAGAAACAGUACAGAAAAGUGUCUGUGUUCUAAGUCAGCUGCCUCUGUAUGGGCUACUCCAGGCUAAGCUGCAGCUAAUUACACAUGCCUAUUUUGAAGAAAAAGACUUCUCACAAAUUUCAAUACUUAAGGAACUUUAUGAGCAUAUGAAUAGCUCGCUGGGAGGAAGCCCCCUGGAAGGAUCACAAGUUUAUCUUGGCCUGUCUCCACGAGAUCUUGUCCUUCAGUUUAGACACAAGGUCUUAAUACUCUUUAAGCUGAUUCUCCUAGAGAAAAAGGUUCUGUUUUAUAUCUCUCCAGUGAAUAGGCUGGUGGGAACACUAAUGACCGUCUUAUCACUCUUUCCUGGUAUGAUAGAGCAUGGUCUCACUGACUGUUCACAGUACCGGCCAAGGAAGAGUGUUUCAGAGGAUGUCGGCCAGCAGGAAGUCCCGCCUCCUACGGAUUAUUAUGUUUCCUUGUCCACUGUGGCGCUUUCCAACGAAAACGUGGAAGCAGAUGUAGAAGGCCCAACGUUGUCAGGAAACCAAGAACGGGAUACUGAGAAAGUAGAUGUACCUUUGUUUCAGACCGAGGACAAUCUCAAUGGAGCACACGUCUCCAGGGACAAUGGGCAGCAUUUGAAACCUCCCUCACGCACUUCUCCAGAAUCAUCUGAAAGUGACUGGGAAACCUUGGAUCCUAAUAUCCUGGAGGACCCCAGUUUGAAAGAAGGAGAAGGUGAAAUCACUGCAGUAGCAGCACAGACUGAAAUCCUUCCAAAGGAACCUGCAGUCUCUGAAAGCAUUCCCAUUACUGUGCAACCUCAGCCUAACACAGGACACGCCGUCUUUGUUCCUGGCCUUAUAUCAGGUUUGGAAGAGGACCAGUAUGGCAUGCCGUUAGCUGUUUUCACUAAGGGAUACCUGUGCUUGCCGUACAUGGCGCUGCAACAACACCAUCUCCUGUCUGAUAUAACCAUUCGUGGGUUUGUUGCAGGAGCCACCAACAUCCUUUUCCGUCAGCAAAAGCAUCUAAGUGAUGCUAUUGUAGAGGUUGAGGAAGCUCUGGUUCAAGUCCACGAUCCAGAGCUCAGGAAGGUUCUGAAUCCCACAACAGCUGACUUGAGAUUUGCAGACUUCUUGGUGAAGCACGUAACUGAGAACCGGGACGAUGUCUUCCUAGACGGCACUGGCUGGGAAGGAGGAGAUGAGUGGAUUCGAGCCCAGUUUGGCUCAUAUCUCCAUGCGCUGCUUGCUGCUACUCUGCAGCCAGACAGUGAAAAAAUACUAUCAGACUUUGGAACAACCUUUGUAGCAGCUUGGAAGAAUACACACAAUUACAGAGUGUGGAACAGCAAUAAGCACCCAGCUCUCGCAGAGGUAAAUCCCAGUCACCCAUUCCAAGGCCAAUACUCGGUUUCAGAUGUAAAAUUAAGAUUGUCACAUUCUGUACAAAAUAGUGAACGGGGUAAGAAGAUUGGAAAUGCCAUGGUUACAACCAGCCGGAAUGUUGUACAGACAGGAAGAGCCGUAGGUCAGUCAGUUGGAGGAGCUCUCACGAGUGCAAAAUCAGCCAUGUCCUCAUGGCUUUCUACUUUCACCCAGUCAACACAAAGCCUUGGGGAAUAACUGCUUUGCAGCGGACCAAGCCCUUACAUUCAUUUUGAGAAAGAGACCUGUGGUUUUGCUUUUAGAAACACGCCGAUGAAUUCAGGCAGCAUGAGGAUGAAGGAAUGGCCUUUAAAGCUGCAUCGCAGGAUGUCACUGCAGUUUGCAUUAAUGCCUCUUUUUUAAAAUCUGAGCCUUUGUAACGACAGUAGCAUACAAGCCUUGUUGUAAGACGGGCUUUAUUUUUCAGUGUGUGCUGUUCUUUGGAUGUUGAUAAUGAUUUAUGUAAAUUUUGUUGUAUUAAC